ACAUGGCUGCAUUUGCGGAACUAUUAAAGCUUUCAUCAUUCAUCAUUUUUGCAGCUUUACUCGUGAUUUCUUUAUUGACACUUAAUUUGUUGCGUACGAAGAACGUGAAAUACCCACCGAUUAUCAAAGGAUGGAUUCCUUGGCUCGGAUGUGCGAUCGAGUUUGGAAAAGCACCGCUGACUUUCAUCAAAGAAUCCAGCGAAAAGCAUGGCGAGGUCUUCACAUUUUAUGCAAUUGGUCAGCGAAUGACAUUUUUGACUGAUGUCCGAGAUUUCCAUUUAUUUUUUAACUCUCCUCAAGCAGACUUCCAGCGAGCCGUCGAAGAUGCAGUGAAGAACACGGCGGGAAUCAACAGGGUGGAUUUCUUUGCUAAUCAUCGUAAAAUUCAUGAUUUAGUCAAAGGAAGGCUGUCCUCUUCUAACUUGAGCAAAUUAACUCCAAAAGUUGGUCGGAAACUAGAAGAAUAUGCAACAAGUGCAAAAAUUACUGGCUCUGAAGUUGAUUUGAUGACUUUGGCUCGUGACAUUGUGUUCAGUGCAGUUGUACCUGUCCUGUUUGGUGAGGGAAUUCUUCCUCAAACUCAUCAAGAAUUUAAACACUUUCAGAAACAAUUUGAUCAGUUUGAUAGUAAUUUUGAGCAUGGUGCCAAGCUACCAGAUUUUUUGUUAAAAGAAUGGGCAAAAUCAAAAUACUUUCUGUUGGAUGUGUUUGGCAAGGCACUGCAAAAGAAGACUUAUGCAAAUGUAGAGGACACAUUACUUCAAGCCAUGGUUGAAUCACUGGAAGGUGAUUGUGCACCAAAUUAUGCAACUCUACUGCUCUGGGCAUCCCUUGCAAAUGCAGUGCCAAUCACAUUUUGGACUUUGGCUUUUGUACUGAGUGAUCAAGGCAUUAAAAAGGAUCUCCAACAGGAGGUUGAUCUUGUACUAGGGCCAUACAUUGACAGUGGGUCGUUGGCGAAACUUUCUUUGGAAGAAGUUAAGAAAUUGCGCAAGGUGGAGCACUGUAUUUUGGAAGCCAUUCGCCUGCGUCCAGCAGGAAUGAUUGCUCGCAAACUUACAGGACCCAUGCAAGUUCGUGAAUUUACAAUUCCAGCAGGUGAUAUGCUUAUGAUUUCACCUUAUUGGGCGCAUCAAAACGAAGCCAUCUAUCCUGAUGCAAGAUCCUACGUUCCAGAACGCUGGAAUCAGACUGUAGGCUCAGAUAAAUCUGCCCCCUCUGACAAAUUCUUUGCGUUUGGCGGCGGUCGCUUUCAGUGUCCAGGUCGUCGGUUUGCCAUGAUGGAAAUACAAAUGUUUAUAUCUCUUCUUCUUUGUAGUUUUGACCUAGAGUUAGUGAAGGAAGAGGUUCCUUUGCCGUCUCCGCAACAUGUCGUGGGCGUUCCGCACCCUUUAUCGCCUUGUUACGUGAAGAUGCACAAGAGAGUUAGAACUGUUUGAUAACUAUUCAUGGACAGUUUAUUGUUUAUAGGAAAGAAACAAAACAUUUCUUUUCGCGAAAGUUCGUGGUUUUGUAUGCUCCAAUUGACCCAGACUUUAUAAGCGAAAAACUAACAUAUUUAUAUCAAUUCAUCCUGUUUUACACCCAGGCCAGUGUCAAAAGUGUUUGUUUCAUGCAUAUUUUUUGUCGUUGUUUUAUUUUUCAUCGGGCUGGGACGGGGAAGGGUAGUGGAACCUUCUCUUGGUGUUUGGGGGCAUUACAUUUCCCCUCCAGUGAAAUAGCUUGUUUCGCUUUAAGCCUAAUUAACAACGACUUCAGGACAAUAUACAAAGUGUGACUAGUAAGUCUCCCGUUUUGAAGGUUGUAAACAGGCGCGUUACUUGUCAUAGGACUUACAUAAAAUUACAUUUUAAUGAAAACUAUUCUUAUAAAUCUUUUACCGAAAACGCUCAAGUAUGUGCCUUGUCGAGAGCUUCAAGUUUCUAGUAAACUAGAUCUAGCCUCUCCUAAUUUCCCCAAAUGAAAACGCUCCCGUAAAAGCUAAUGGCAAAAUGACACUGCGAUAAAAAUGUUUUGCGGUUGUUCAAAUCCUUUUAUUUUGAAACGAUAAUUGUUAAAGCUGUAAAGCUUGUGGGGUCGUUUAUUUAAAGAGCUAGUGUGUCAAUGGACUAACGAAAGGUUACGAUUUGUCCAAAACCUAAGAUGUACAGCCAUUUCGAGAAAGGUAAAGUUUACUAACUUUCAUGCAAAUUACAGUAUUUCUAGGGAUUAACUUAAUAGGUGUUAUGUGUAAAUAAAAUCU
Pocillopora verrucosa is the source of this 2242-nucleotide messenger RNA. Its product is annotated as 24-hydroxycholesterol 7-alpha-hydroxylase-like. Gene Ontology annotation, molecular function: oxidoreductase activity, acting on paired donors, with incorporation or reduction of molecular oxygen; steroid hydroxylase activity; heme binding. The record is from RefSeq and is a predicted model, not a curated record. Lineage: Eukaryota; Metazoa; Cnidaria; Anthozoa; Scleractinia; Pocilloporidae.